Messenger RNA from Drosophila virilis, 3064 nucleotides. It is a transcript of the gene disco, whose product is annotated as disconnected. NCBI's taxonomy places the organism in Eukaryota, Metazoa, Arthropoda, Insecta, Diptera, Drosophilidae. The record is from RefSeq and is a predicted model, not a curated record. Gene Ontology annotation, biological process: regulation of DNA-templated transcription. Gene Ontology annotation, cellular component: nucleus.
CGUCGCCGUCGCGUUCGGGCAACAAUUAUAAAAAUAAUAUUUCAUAAAAAUAAAAGAAAACAUUUUUAAUGCGAACCACAACAAUAUAAACUAAAUACACAAAAAAUAUGUGAAAUUUUUUUGGUGACAAAUUAUUAAAUAAAGAAAAACAAAGCAAAACAAACAAAUUGAAACAAAACAAAAAAAGACAACAAACACAGUUUUUGUGGAGAAUUUCACUAGCAGCAAAAAUUCAUUUGCCCAAGACAAUGGAGCACAUUAUGAAUCCGUUCAUGCCGCCCGUUUAUCUGCUGGGACACCCGCAUGCCCAUCCGCAUUCGCACAUGGGCCAGACCGCCAAAUCGCCAGCCAGCUCGCCGGGCACAGCGGGUGCAACAGGAACUGGCACUGGAGCUGGAGCUGGAGCUGGCUGCGGCAGCGGCAAGGGCAGCUCCAGUUCACUUGCGAGCCAUGCGAAGCCAAAGCGCUGGGGCUCGCCGCCGAUCAAUUUAGCGGGUCAGUUCAUCAAUCCGGCGACGGGCAAGAAGCGUGUCCAGUGCUCGAUUUGCUUCAAGACCUUCUGCGACAAGGGCGCGCUCAAGAUCCAUUUCUCGGCGGUGCAUCUGCGCGAGAUGCACAAGUGCACCGUGGAUGGCUGCAACAUGGUGUUCAGCUCGAGACGUUCGCGGAAUCGGCACAGCGCCAAUCCGAAUCCGAAGCUCCAUUCGCCGCAUAUUCGCCGCAAGAUUUCGCCGCAUGACGGACGAACCGCUCAACAGUUUCCCGUGUUCCCGGCGGCCGCUGCCGCAGCUGCAGCCUUCCCGGGGCUGCUGCCGCCACCUCAUCCACAUCAUGCACACCAUCCACAUCAUCCCCAUCAUCCGGCUGUGGGCUACGGGCCGGCGGCUGCUGCGGCUCACGUCAUGUUUGGCGGCCAGUCGGGUCUGCAUAAUCUUGGCCUGCUCGCGGGCCGCACGCAGCACGAGCGGCUCUUUGCCGAGGCGAAUGCGGACAUUGAUGCGGACGUGGACGCGGAUAUCGAUGCCGAUGCCGAUGCCGAUGCGGAUGCCGAAGCGGAUGCGGAUGCCGAUGAUGAGGGUGUCUACGUAUAUGUGGACAUGCAUGCUAACAGCUCCAGUCCAGCUAGUCAGGACUGCCACAGCGAGGCGGAUGCAGAUGCGGAUACGGAUGCGGACAACGAGGCGGAUGCGGAGCUGCACUGCAGCCUGAGCCUGGCCAGCAAUACCAACAGUCACACCAGCUUCGAUGAGGAGGAGCGCACGGAGCAGCCCCUGGACUUUAGUCUGCACAAGCGACGCGAACGCCAGCCGGAACCGGAACCGGAGCCACAGCCAAGACCAGCUCCAGAGCCAAAACAUGAGCUAUGCGAGCGCCGCAGCAAACGCUCGCCCAGUCCCUGCGGUGGCAGCGGCUUUUCCAUGGAACGGUUGCUCGGCAAGCGCCGGCGUCACGACAGCUGCGCUUCCAGCUCCCAGGAGUCGACGACAGCCAUCAAGAUGGAACUGGAGCUGGACAGCGACAGCACCGAUGCGCACAGUCACGAGCGGCGCGCCCACCACGACGAGCACGCCCACGACCUGUCCACGCCGCAGGCCCGUAAACACCUGCAGAGCAGCUGCUCGCCUGACGCCGCAGCCGCAGCCGCAGCCGCAAUCAGUCCCAACCGCCAACCGCAGCCCAACCCCAUGCCCAGCUCCGUCUCCGUCGCCGGCUCCAGUUCGGUUUCCGUGGCUUCUGGUCACGCGCUGGCUCCGUCGCCGCCCGGCCUGCUCUUCGGCAUGGAUCUGGAGGAGCACCAUCAUUUCCGGCUGCUCCAGACGCAAAUGUUUGCCGCCGCAGCGGCCGCCGCCGCCACCGCCAGCGCCAGCGCCACCAGCAGCGCCGCCCAGUCGCCCACAGCUGCCGCACCCUGGAAUCUGCUCUCCGAGGUCUACCGCUCCAUGCUGCUCAGCAGCAGCAACCUGAAGGCCCCGCAAACGGCGCCGACGACGCCGCAGCCUGCCCAAUACAGCGAUAUGCCGCCCACCAAUGCCGCCAUCUCCGUCUAAGAGUGGCCCGCGCUCCUCGCCCUGGCAGAGCUCAAGCAAUUAGCAAAUGUUCUCAAUUAAAAAGCAACCCCCUCGCAACCCUACCCCCUUUUUUUUUUUUUUUUUUUGGGCAUGCAGCCAUGAAAUGGCCUAUAUAGAUUAACUGUAACUGAAUCUGGAUCUGCAUUGAAAUGGAAAUGGAGAUGGACGUUGACAAACAGAAUCCGAUCUGGUUUAUAUGAUUAUGUUACCAUGCUGGAACUUAGCUUUUCUACUCGUACUUGUGUUAUAUAUAAAUCGUAUAUAUAUAUAUAUAUUUUUUUUUUUACACAAAUAAUGUUUUUUUUUCCUGUAUUCUAAGAUAAUACGACAUCUAAGUGUAUAGUAUUCAAUCCGUUCCUCAGUGCAAGUGCACCCAGUGUGACCAGAAGAGCUCGCAAAAGAGUGUCUGUCUGUGUGUGUGUAUGUGUGUGUGUGUGUGUGCGUGCGUGUGUGUGUGUGUGUGUGUUAGCUCCUUGAAUGCGCAACUCUUUUGGCCCACUGUACGGCGUACAACGAAGUAUUGAUAUUUAUAAAUAUUAAACUAAAAAGCAAAGUAUAUUAAUAAUAUAUUAUGUAAUUUUAAGUGCAACAAUUUUUUUUCGUAGCCAAUAACUAUUUGUAUUUGUAACUAACUUUAUGUAGGUAUAUAAAAACUACUAUAUAUACGAUAACAAAAAAAAAGCAAGAAAAUUAUAAAAAAAAAAAAAAAACAACAUAUCUCGUGUGUUUAUGCCCCUGUGUAUUUACUGCUACCCCACCCACCCCUCGUCAGGCCCUUCUCCCUUUUUUUAUAGUUUACUAAACAAAUUCUGUACGCACAUGGAUACCUUUAGUUGUUGCUAAUAUAUCCAUGGAUGUUCAGUGGAAAUGGAAAUGUUAUUGCUCUAUCGAAAAUCGAAAAAUGUGCUCCCUAAGAGAUUCAUUGUGUAUUUAAUAAAUGAUAUUUCAUUUGAACAAUAAAACCAAACGAAAUUCAAGAAACAUACAAAACAAAA